AUGAAAUUGAAAACAAUUUCCAAUGUGAAGUUGGGAGAUGGAGCUGAAUGUUGGCUUAAAUGUUUCCAUGGUAUAAAGAAGCUUACAUGUCCACUUUACACAUACGACGAUAAUGACUUCAAAUCACUAGCUUAUCUUGAAUCACUGAAGUUAAUUGGUUCAGGUAGCAGAAUGAAAUCAAUGGAGGUAGAUUUUCCGAAAGGUGAGUCGAUCUUUGAAAAGAAUCACUUUACAAUGCCUGCAACAAUUAAAAAACUUACAUUACUGUGGUGUCGUCUUCCAUGGAGUGAUAUUUUGAUAAUUCGGUCGUUACCUAACCUUGAGGAACUCAACCUACUUGACAACGCAUUUGAGGGACCUCAAUGGGACACUGUCUUGUUGAAAUGCAAUUAUCUUGAAGAGGUUCCACUCGAAAUUGGGGACAUCUCAACGCUUGAGCUUAUUGAAACUGAUGACAUUACCUCCAUUGUUGAAUCCCUUGACAGAAUGCAAGAAGAGCAACAUAAUGUGGGAAACUACGAUCUGGAGAUCAGAGUACAUAGACAAACAUGA
This is a messenger RNA of Lactuca virosa, 552 nucleotides long. The record is from the annotation of a GenBank genome assembly. Lineage: Eukaryota; Viridiplantae; Streptophyta; Magnoliopsida; Asterales; Asteraceae.